GUAGCAGAAUUUAAUGUCUUACAAGACAGCGAUGGCUUUUUCUCUAGAACUUGAAUAUGGAGGCCACAGGGACAGAUGAAGUAGAAAAGAUAAAAUCAAAGUUUAUGUCUGCAUGGCACAACAUGAAAUACAGUUGGGUGUUGAAAACAAAAACUUACUUUAGUAGAAGUUCUCCGGUCUUUCUGCUAGGAAAAUGUUACCACUUCAAAUCUGAUGAAUCUGGUGAGCUUUCUACAGACGGAUCCAGUUUUGAUCAAAUCAACACAGAGAUUUCGGGAAAUGUUGAGGAGUUUCGUAAAGAUUUUAUUUCUAGAAUAUGGCUGACUUACAGAGAAGAAUUUCCUCAGAUAAAAGGAUCUGCAUUAACAACAGACUGUGGCUGGGGUUGCACGCUGAGAACUGGCCAAAUGCUGUUGGCUCAAGGUCUUAUGCUUCAUUUUCUGGGUAGAGCUUGGAUAUGGCCAGAUGCAUUGGACUUUGAAAAUUCAGACUCUGAAUCAUGGACAACCCAUACUGUGAAAAAGCUGACUGCAUCAUUUGAAGCAUCACUUACAGCAGAAAGAGAACCCAAGAUCUUGUCAAACCAUCAUAAGGGAACGUUAAAGAGAAACUGUGGUGACAGAGAAAUGAGAAAUGAAGUUUAUCACAGAAAAAUAAUUUCUUGGUUUGGUGACUCUCCACUUGCAGCUUUUGGCUUACAUAAGCUAAUAGAAUAUGGGAAGAAAUCUGGGAAGACUGCUGGAGAUUGGUAUGGGCCUGCAGUUGUUGCACAUAUUUUAAGAAAAGCUGUUGAAGAAGCAAGAGACCCUGAGCUACAAGGAGUAACAGUUUAUGUUGCUCAGGAUUGUACAGUCUACAGUUCAGAUGUUGUUGACAGACAGUGUUCUUUUAUGGACUCUGAAAAAGCAGACACAAAAGCUGUAAUUAUAUUAGUUCCUGUGAGACUUGGUGGAGAGAGAACAAACAUGGACUAUUUAGAGUUUGUAAAGGGAAUCCUAAGCCUUGAGUAUUGUGUUGGUAUUAUCGGUGGCAAACCCAAGCAGUCAUAUUACUUUGCUGGAUUUCAAGAUGACAGUUUGAUUUACAUGGAUCCUCAUUACUGCCAAUCUUUUGUAGAUGUCAGCAUAAAGGAUUUCCCUCUUGAGGUAGUAUGGAUAUAGACCUGGCACUGUUUUCUUCCCAUAUGAAUCAAACGCUAAUUAUUUAGAAAUGUUCUGGCUAGCUGCAUCUUUAUGGGUUUAGAGUUACGUGUUAUUUAU
Messenger RNA from Tinamus guttatus (white-throated tinamou), 1259 nucleotides. The record is from RefSeq and is a predicted model, not a curated record. Lineage: Eukaryota; Metazoa; Chordata; Aves; Tinamiformes; Tinamidae.